AUGCCCGCAACGCUGCAGCGACUUCUGCUGCCAGAAGCUCCAGGGGCCCAAAGACAAGGGCAAACAGACUUUCAAGGACUGCUACAAACAUGGUCGCUGUGCGCUUAUCUCAAACUUCCCAAGCUCGCAGCCCGUGAUGUUACCUGUCCCAGUUGCUCUUUUUACAUUGUAAUUGACGCCGACAAACGGCCUCCUGAUGAACACGAACGCUGCUACAAUGUUCCUGCGUGCAACGAAGUGGCCGCUAUUAUACAUGGGGAGCAAGACCGCACUCGCGAUAUCGUCCUCAAAUCAAGAGACGACGCCCUUCGCAGGAUUUCAGAUACCGAUCGAUCAUAUGACGCAUUGCAGUACCCUUUACUUUUCCCUUAUGAAGAUGGCUACCACUUCGGCAUUCCCCUUCAUACUCCGGGUGGACAACCUACAAAGUCUUCCAAAGGCUUAUCGCGCAAGGCCUUUUACUCAUACCGGUUCAUGAAACAGCUGCCCUCAGACUCCUACAUACACUUACGCGACAGCCUUCGAAAUGAAGUCAAUCCACGCGACCUAGAGAAGCUGUGCAUUCUGCACUCAAUCUACACUGGGGGACGUUAUAUUCAUGAACGCACGCAGAACGCUAUGACAUACGUUAAGCAAUAUGGGCGGCCAGACUUGUUUAUAACGUUUACUUGCAACCCCAAAUGGGUUGAGAUAACGCGUGAACUCCUACCUGGACAGGAUUACACUCACAAACAUGACAUUACCGCCCGCGUUGUUGGUCCAAGCUUCGAGGCCAUUCGCACUGUUGAUGGCGUCGCGCGCAACACCUACCGAGAGGCUUGCCUUAAAUGUGGGUUUUUGGAGGAUGAUUUUCAAUGGGAUGCUGGCAUGGCAGAGGGAGCUCUCUUACAGGCACCCGCGACCCUUCGAUGCUUAUUCGCUAUCUUAAUAUUAGAUAUUAGGGAUUCCACUGCUUUCAUGGGUGGCUUCACUCUCCUUCUGUCAGGUGACUUUCGACAAACCCUGCUUGUCAUUCCUAAAGGGACAUGGGCCGAUGCUGUUCGUGAGUGCCUUAAGUCGUUCAAACUCUGGGCCCAUGUCCAGUCAUUGCAACUGACCACCAACAUGCGCGCUCAUACUACUGGGGACAAACUGGUCCGCUGA
Acanthosepion pharaonis is the source of this 1143-nucleotide messenger RNA. The record is from the annotation of a GenBank genome assembly. NCBI's taxonomy places the organism in Eukaryota, Metazoa, Mollusca, Cephalopoda, Sepiida, Sepiidae.